This is a messenger RNA of Lytechinus pictus (painted urchin), 7483 nucleotides long. RefSeq names its product insulin-like growth factor 2 mRNA-binding protein 3. Gene Ontology annotation, biological process: regulation of gene expression; nervous system development. The coding region runs from base 301 to 2199 and encodes 632 amino acids. Gene Ontology annotation, molecular function: mRNA 3'-UTR binding. Lineage: Eukaryota; Metazoa; Echinodermata; Echinoidea; Temnopleuroida; Toxopneustidae. The transcript has 16 exons. The record is from RefSeq and is a predicted model, not a curated record. Gene Ontology annotation, cellular component: cytosol; cytoplasm; nucleus.
AAGGUCGUGACCACGUGGCCCCGGCACGGAGCUAUCGAGCUAUGCGAAGCAUGUGUUACAUGGAGAAGCUUGGGGGGAAAAAAAAGCCGAGAAAAAAGCGAAGCUCGCAAGCGAACCAUAUGAACGAACGCCCGUACGUUCCGCGCGCGUCGUGUAUGAUUUCAAUGCGAAGAUCGCGCGUGCAGACGGAAAUUAGCCCAGCACAUUACCCACACAUACACACACUUCUCUUCCCUCACACCGGAGACACAUCUAAAUUUCAUAAAAUUCCGUUCAAUCCCAAAUCAAAUAAUCAGCAAAAUGAACAAGCUGUAUGUAGGAAAACUGCCCCGUGAAGUAACCGAAGAGGAACUCCGAAAACUUUUCGAGGACAACGACAUCCCAGUUCAAGAAAUCUUGAUGAAGAAAAAUGGAUUUGCAUUUGUGGACGUUUCCAACGAAGAGCUGGUCGAAAGGGCCACCGAGAAACUAAACGGUUACCAUCUACAGGGAGGACACAUCAAAGUGGAGCCAUCAGUUCCAAGAAAAACAAGAAGUCAAAUGGAGAAUGGAUCUACAGGAAAUCAGGGGCUGAAGAUCAUUAUUAUGAACGUACCAACAAAAGUUGAACACAAGGAUAUUGAAAAGCUUGCUACUACCUUUGGAACUGUAACACAAUUUGAAGCCUCCCCACCCAAGAAUGACAAUGGUACAUAUGCAGUGGUAGUUACAUAUGAACUACCAGAGCAAGCCGAACAGGCCAUCAGACAACUCAAUGGAUUUGAAUACCAGGAGUCCAAACUCAGGGUUAAAUUCAAGAAUGGUGGACGCGGUGGUCGCUUCAACAGGAAUCACAGUGGGCCCGGAGGUCCAUACCACCAGCAACAGCAUGUACCAGAUACAUCCAAUUUCCCCGUCAGAAUUCUUGUACGAAGUGACUUCGUCGGAGCAAUCAUCGGAAAGGGAGGCGGAAACAUCCAGUCCAUCACCCAGGAAACAGGAUGCAAAGUUGACAUCCACCGAAAGGAUAACAUUGGAUCGUCAGAGAAGGCAGUAACAAUCUGUGGAGAUCCCAAGGCAGUGACAGCGACCAUCAAAAAGAUCAUGGAUGUUAUGCUCAAAGAAAGCAGCGAGGAAUCACACACUGAUAUGCCUCUCAAAGUUCUUGCUCAUAACGCCCUUGUUGGUCGUCUCAUUGGAAAGAAUGGUUCAUCAAUUAACAGCAUUAUGGAAGAGUCAAAAGCCAAGGUCACAGUGUCACUGAUCCAAGACCUCACCGUGUUCAACCACGAGCGCACCGUGACAAUCUACGGCACCCCUGAGCAGUGCAUCGCCGCCGAAGGGCUGAUCAGCAAGAAGCUACGCAAGGCCUACGAGAGCUACAUCCAGAACCUCCAGCCUCAGCAGCACGAUCUGUUCCCUGGUCUGAACCACAUGAACCUCAUGUCGGGUGGUAUCCACCACGGACAGCAGGGCCCACCCGGACCCCACUAUGGAGGGCCCGGACAGUUUGACGGUCCCCACUACCAUAACCAACCCCAAAUGAAUAUGCCACAUGGCCCUCAGCCUGGCAUGAACCAGGAACCUAGCGAGACAACCUACCUGUACGUCCCCAGGGAAGCCGUAGGAGCACUCAUUGGAGUUGGAGGAAAGAACAUCAGGAACACUGCUCGUGCCUCAAAUGCUACCAUCAGGAUCGCCCCAGCCGGCAACGAGGAAAGCAAUGAGCGUUGCGUGAAGAUCAUCGGAACUCCCGAAUCCCAGUGGCGUGCUCAGUUCUACAUCUACGAUAGGAUCCGCUCUGAGGGAAUCCUUGGCAGCGGCGAGGUCCACCUCAGGUCAGAGAUUGCCGUGCCAUCUCAGCUUGUCGGUCGCAUCAUUGGGAGGAGGGGACAGAGUGUAAGGGAGCUGCAGCGUGUCACCGGCGCUCGUGUGGAGGUACCCCGCCGCAGGGGAGUGGAUGGUGCCGGAGACGAGGGAUCCUCCGAACCACCACAGGAAAGCAAUAAUCAAAAUGGCAACAACAGUGGUGACGUUGUCGUCAAGCUGGAGGGACACUUCUAUGCCAACCAGGCUGCUCAAAGACGCAUCCGCCAAGCCCAUCGAGAAUACGUCCAGCGACAAAAUUUCCAGGGUAGACCCGGCGGCGGCAGACGAUACUACCGAGGAGGACCAAACCACCAGCAGCAGCAGCAACAACAACAACAACAGCAACAGUAAAAUGGCCUGUUGCCAUGACGAUACAACACACCAAGCAAGAAAAAAAAUGGGAAGAAAUUAGGGAAUUUUGGACAUAAUAUUAAGGGAAGCACUAAGAAGUAUUUCAAGCACUGCCAAGCGUCUUAAUGAAAUUUGUUUGAAGAAAAAAAAAGUGCAAAAUAUUAAAGGAGAAGUGAAAUUGAUAAACCGUGUACGGUUUAAAAGAAGAGGAAAAAAAUAGAAUUGUGAAAAGAUGAAAAAAAAAUGAAAUUAAUAAAUCUUGGCAAGUGUGUGAUGGAGUUUAUAUAUGUGUGGAGAGAAAUAUAGAGAGAGAGAGAGAGUGAGUGUGUGUGUGUGUGUGUGAGAGAGAAUAUGACAGUGUUCAUGUAUGGAGAAUGGACCACAGUUUGCUGAUAAAAGCUGUGAUCGAAUUUGAUGAAUUUCGAAAGCUCUUGAAGCAUUUGCCAAAAGAAAUGUGGACAAUGUUGGGGAAAAAAAAAGAUAUAUUGUCCUAAUUAAAGUUUGGUGUGAUUGGGUUGGGGUGGGAUUCUGAAUUCUUUUGGUUUAAGUCUUGGCAGGAUUAUUAUUCUAAGUUGAAGUCUACUUCUCAAUUUUAACCACCCUUUCCUUGAGAAGCGCAGGAACCUUGUAUCUCCAUGAUGCUUUUGAUGCUCCGUCGCAGUGCCAUAAACCUGGCCGAUUGGAAUUUGAUCGGUGAAAAGUCUGCUUUUUGUCUGAAAGCAUCAUGGAGAUUGUGAUCGCGGUCACAUCGUCUCUAAACAAUGAGUCGAAAAGGGUGGAUUCUUGGAGAUUAUUUCUUGUUUCUGAACUUGAUAAUGGACCUACCUCAGUUUUCUCUUCCAAACAUCCCUAUAGGCAGUAGACCCGUAACACAAAAGCUUCGGGAUUGAUCGUACGCUUGAUUUUCACCAUUGGUAGUACAUUGGAGUCAAUGCAAUCAAUCGCAAAAAUUGUAUGAUCAACUGCAAAGCCUUGUGUUACAGGCCCUAGAAACAUUCCAUGCAGGAGAGUUCCAACACGGGAUCAAGCCUACAUUAUUAUGGAAUCUUCAGUAGAAAAAUGACUGAAAUUUGUGUUAAUUUGCUGCUUGGGUGUGUUGAAUGAUGAUUGCCUUAUUGUACAACUGUACCUCACAAGUGUAAUUAGGGUUUUCUUGAAAUGUAGCGAUGGAGAUCUCUCCUGCGUGGACCAAGAAAUUGUCUCCAAGAUUGUAAAAACCAUAAAAGUUUAACAAACCUUGACAUGUGCAGCAACACACUAUUGUAACUAAAAGCGAAUAGUUUUACUCCCCGUUUGAACGGGGGGUAUACAGAGAAUCUGCUAAAUUUUGAUUGACUUCAAGCAAACGACAUUCCGGCAACCAUUUUUUAAUUUUUUUUUAAAUUGCUAGAGAGAAAAGUUUCAUUUUGUUCUUUUUGUUUGAAACAAAAUGUUUAACUUUCAUUGAUAAUAACGAUACCGAGAGACAAAACGUGGGUUGGGGUUUAUUGUGUGUUUAUUUAUUUUAUUUCCCCUUUUCCUUGACCUUUUCUAAAUUCUUUCAGAAGUUUGUCUCUUGUAUUGAAACUCCGAGAUGACUGUAUAUUUUAUGGCCAGUCAAAGAAGAAAGAGAAAGAGUUUAUAUUUCUUACUUUAUUUUUUACUUUUGAUAUAAAAAAAAUCGAAAAAAUAUAUGAAUGAAACGGUCCAAGUUGGAAAGCCCUUAUAGACGUGUCAACUCCUCCCCACUUUUUAAACCAAACUAAAAAGUGAGGUCCGUUAUACACUUCAGAUUUGCACAACUCUUUUUCUUAAAGCAAAAAUAGCCAAUUUAAUCGGUCCUUGUAGUAGUAAACGGAUAGGGAUGUAACCAAUAUUGGGUGCCAAAAUGUUUUUUGUUUGCUGGUAUCUAAUUGUUUGACAACAUACUGGGGUUUGUGAGAGCCUCAAGUUUUUUCGUUCAGCAGAAUAAGAAAGGGUUACCGUGUAACGGCAGUUCGGAUAGGGUCAAAGGUCAUCACGACCUGUUGUCCAGGUAACGCUGCCACAUAGUCAAGUUUAGCUGUUUCCGCAACCUUACAAGAUCAUAGGCAGUACAGGGGAAACACAAAAAGUUAUAUACAGAUAUAUAUAUCUACAACAACCAAAAAAAUAGAAAAAUGUAAAAAAAAAAAAGUUAUUUCAGGGCGAGCGUGCCCAUGGUAAAACAGCAUCGGCAGUACGUAGUGACUGCCGUCUUGAUUUCUUCACCCGUUGCGGUCAUACACCGAUUGGGUAGGUUUGAAAGAAAUAACGGAUGUCAGCAUUCAAUCUGGCUGCGUCAUUCCUACGCCGCUUCUACAUCGCCUUUCGGUUUGAACGGUCUACUCGCAUUAAAAAAAUAUGUCAAGGCUCAACGGGGUUGUUGACAGAGAAUUUUCGCUUUGAGGGUUGGUGGAAGACCUAGCUCAAUUAACAAUGCUGUUUGUGUCCUCUUUCAUCCAAGGAUGGAGUCUUGCCUGAGGAGUCGUCUGUCCCCCUAGAUGCGAUGUAGAACGGCUAUUAAUCUCAUGCACAAGUGGUUACAAGUGGAGUAUCUGUAUUAUGUGAUUUUACUUUCUUUCCUUUUUGUCAUGUUAACCUCGUCAUUGAUUGAAUAAUGUUGUAUUUACUUGUAAUUAGUAGCGCAGGAAAAAAGGGGCGUGUACUCCUCGCCGCGUACACGCCUCAAUUACGGGAUAUAGCGUACCAGUCGCAUUGGCAUGAUACACUGCAUAUCCUUCGUAGUCUUUAACUAACAAUCAUACAAUUGUAAAGUAAGAAGUCUUGAUCGAGUUUGUGAAUCGAGUUGAUCGGACCUUCGCGGAUGCGACGCUCGCGCAGGCAACAUCACCAAAAAAAAAUCUGUAGUUUAAACGCAUGGUAGUUAUUAAGAAUCACAUUAUAUAUGUAUGGUUCAUAAGGUUGCAUUAUCUGUAGAAGUAUAUACCUAUUAAAUUUUUUUUUUCUGUAGUGUUUAUUUUAGUGCUUUUUUAUGACUGAUCCGAGCAAGAUACGUUGAGGUGAGGUGGAUUAUUCCAUAGCCUAUUUUGAUUCAUAUUUAGUGAAAUGGACGGAUCAAUAUGUAACAAUGCCCGGAAAGAUAUGCAUAUAUACGGUGAGACUUCAAGUAGUCAUCUUUUCGGCUAUACUUCAAAAAUCUAGAAGAAAAAAAAUUCAAUGCAUGCCAUUAAUAUUAGUGUAGUACUAUUGGUCUUUACACUUCUACACGCACAACACGUGGGAUCCGACAGUCUGGCAUACCCUUAUUCUGGUACAAUUGAAGUCGACUUGUACUUAUAUAGCAUAUGUUUUUGAGCGUUUCAAAGUUUCCAUGGAGAUUCUUUCCGGGAAAUGGAUGAAUGAUUUGUGGAUGGCAUGCAGCUGUGCUGGUGCCCUCAAACCACUCUGUACAGUUUUCAAAUACUCUUUUUAAGGAAUACUAUAUACUUGUUAUUGAAAUUUUUGGAAGAGGAAUUUUCGAAUGGAUUAUUUUGGAUUUUUCCGUUAUCUCUCCAAUCAAAUGUACAUUUUAGUAGAUUUAGAUUUUGACAUUUUGCACCAAUUUUACAAUUUAUCAUUCUUAUGCAGUCGGGCAAACUCCACUUGUGGCCGCUUGUGCAUCGCCGAAGUGAAAUGUAUUUGUUUCACUCACCGUACAUAGAAUCGAUCUAGCAUGUUGAUUUGUUUUUAAGUGAUUGUGAAAUUCCAAAUGAUAACGAGGUUUUAAACGAGCAUUUGGUUGAUGUGAAAGAAUGCCUUAAUUACAUCUUAUGAAUGUUGAGUUGAAGGAAGCCCAUCCUUUGUUAUCAUUUGUACGAAAGCAGAAAAGUAAGAAUAAUCGGGUUGGAAACGUUUGGAGCAAAAAAAAUUAUACCAUCGUCUAUAAAUUCAAUGUUUGAUGGCAGUCUCUAAUGCCAAUUCAAGGAUCCAAUAUACCAGUGAUUUGCGGGCUUCUGUCCAGUUCCAUUCAAACUUUUGUCGCUUGAUUAUUCUUUCGUUUCUUAAUCCCUCUCUCUCAAAGGUUGGGUUUCCGUGUUGAAUAACGCAGAUACACACUACCUCUACUACAGUAAAUAAACAGGUCUCCGCCGACCCAAGCCAACGGGGGAAGGCACGGCCUUGCACCAGCAGCACUUGCUUCGUGGUGAAUAAAACGGGUGUUAGAUAUAUAUAUAUAUUUCCAUGCGGCAUGCGCAGUCGGUGUCCAAAGCCAUGCCGUCUCCGGCUGGGUCGGGUCGGUGGAAUAUUGCUUAUCAUAAACUCGGAAUCCUCAAUACAUUAUGUGCCAAUAUCCUGUGACACUCAAAGAAAUGGGUAGAAAGGAGAAAUGAAUUUGAAACAUAAUUGGAUGCUGGCUUGCAAUCCACCAUUCGACUCCGUAGCCUGUUAGUGUGUAUUUAAUUUGUCUACCCCGCUUCACGGUAUCCCCCGGUGUUCUGGUCAUCUGCGGUGAACACGUUCCGGGAACCUGUGAUGCCGUCGGGAUUCGGAGAGCUGAUGUCAUUCAUAUAUUUGUUGUGUUAGGUCACAUUUGCCAUUAUCAGACGAUGAAGGCGUAUCGUUGGUGGGGUGAUGACAUAUUAUAUCUAACAAAUUAUCAAUUUAUCAUGAGAGCUACAUGUCAUGGUAGCCAUGAUCUUAUCGCGUAUGGUGGCUACCUUAUACAUCACAACAGGGUCAUAGAAGAGUUCUCUGCCAUGAGAUUUUGAGAGGCGUAUCGGCGUUCCUAAAAUCAUCAAAGAAACACUUCAAAUAAAUAAAUAGAAUAGGAAAGCUCGAUCACCCCACGAACGAUAUAAUUUCUAUAAAACUAAGAAUACCACUGCAAAAAACAUUGAAACCAUUUUUCUCUGUUAAGGUUCAAUCGGUUAUAAGAGUUGCGUUCACAAGGUGGAUCUUUCAGGUAGUUGACACGUGUGAACGCAGCGUCCAACACUGAAGGUCAUAAGGGAUUUAUGGUGAUACAGUCGUCUUAACGUUGCCUGGUAGAAGCUAGAUCGAGGUCUAUCCACUGUCUACCUGGACCUGUAGAAGAAAAUAAACUCAUUUUGUUGUUCAAACCUUAGGUGUUCAGUGAUACAUGACAUAACAAAUCCUGGGUUUUGAUUCUGUUACACGUCCGGUUAGCAGAUUUAAAUGUUGUAUAAUCAUUAAGUAAAAAAAAAAAAACAUGGUUAUAUCUAGUAAACAUUCAUUUACCGCCCGUUUGCCAUUUGUUCAUUUACACAUUUUUUUUCUGUUGUUUCCGAAACAUUGGAAAUAAAUUAUUCAAGUUAGAAACGCC